UUUUAUUUGGGUUAUUUUCUGCCAGAAACUCAGGUCGUUGCACAAGAGAUUUUCCUAUUUAGGUUAAAGUUAAAGUUGAGGAGUAUUUUAGUGUUUUUCCAUCAAAUAACUAAAGAUGAGUUACCAACUAUACCGUAGCACGACACUGGGAAAUAGUUUGCAAGAAUCGUUGGAUGAACUCAUUCAAAGUCAACAAAUAACGCCACAACUUGCGUUAAGGGUUCUGCUGGAGUUCGACAAAGCUAUCAACCAUGGUUUGUCGUCGAGAGUGCGGAACCGCGUUACUUUCAGAGGUGAUUUGAACACUUAUAGAUUCUGUGACAAUGUUUGGACGUUUGUGUUAAAAAACACUGAGUUCACCGACUGCCUUGUGAAAGUGAAAGUUGAUAAAGUGAAGAUUGUCGCUUGUGAUGGGAGGAACCCUGGUGCCAAGGAUGAAUGAAGUCAUCAUGUUGAUAUAACUUCGUGUUUAUUGUUAAAGAAGUGUCGCGUUGCCUGAAAUUAUGCCAGAAUUUGGGGUGACAUGCCAACCUAGGCACCCCUAAAGCAUCGCCUAUAAACGAAUGUAAAUGUGCCCCAACACAUCAUAAAUACGAUUGUUAUGUCAUAUUGUGAAAUAUUGUUUUGCAAACCAUGUUCUGUUAACAAACUAAAUCAUCAUUUAUGUUUAUCGUGGCUGUUAAUAUUUUGUGCAG
Molecule: messenger RNA, 695 nt
Organism: Ciona intestinalis (vase tunicate)
Lineage: Eukaryota; Metazoa; Chordata; Ascidiacea; Phlebobranchia; Cionidae
Product: transcription initiation factor IIA subunit 2-like
Biological process (GO): transcription initiation at RNA polymerase II promoter
Cellular component (GO): transcription factor TFIIA complex
Source: RefSeq, a predicted model, not a curated record